UCUGGUAAGGCCGUAGUGAAAGACGCUCACAGAUUAUUCUGUCCAGUAAAUUCCCAAAAAUAAAACUUCUGAACAAAAAUUGCAGAAAAAAUUAAGUAAAAAACAUUGCACUUUGACUUAUUAUUUGCGAUAUGAGUUUUUCUGACGAUUCCUCCGAUUUAGAAUGGAAAGAACCAAAAAAGAAAAGCAAGUCCAUAAAGAAGGAGCAGCAGACAUCUCAGAAUAAACCUAAAUAUGCACAGAAGUUCUGCACGAAAUGGUUAAAUAUUUUUAGCCCCUGGCUUACACGAUGUGAGGAUGAUCCUAACAAACCUUUCUGUCGAGCAUGCCAAUGUCGUUUAGAUUGCAACCGCUGCCACUUGCAGCGACAUGAACGCACUACAAAGCAUGUACGCAAUUUGGAAAUACUCGUGAGUAAAGGCGAAGGUGCAGCGCGCCAAAACUUAAGUAUUCGUCAGGAGCGCAGCAAAUACUAUCAACAACGUAAGAAGUUCAGUUCAUCUUUUGCGUCAUCACAAGAUGCUUCAGAGCUCGGCGCUGAUACGGGAGACGAGUUCAUUGAUGGAGGUGAACCUGAAAGUGAAACAGCAUUUCAAUUUGUUCAAACCGAAUCUGCACCAGGGGAAGAGUAUAAUGAUGAAACUGUUUUAAAACAGGAAGCCAUAUCUACUGAUGACCACGGUGACCCUCUGCCGACAAGUUCAACAUUGAAGCAAGAAAAAUCGCGGGCUAGUAGUCCCAAGAAAGUUGGAGUUAAAAAAGAAAGAAUGAAGCUCUUGAUGCAAAUUCAAAAGGAUAAGAACGAUCUAAUGGACUCUUUUAGAGAUCUAAUGGGUGUACCGAAUCAACAAUCGCCUCCUAAGGACAAAAAUCACGUUGAUCUAUUCUUUGAAAGCGUUAGUUCCAGUGUCAAAGCUUUAUCACCGAAAUUAAUUGCCGAAGCGAAAAUGCGCGUUUCACAAUUGAUAUGUGAGUUAGAAUUACGAGCUCUUACCGAAAAUGACGCAAAUGCUUGUGGAGGUAGCUCCGCAGCAGUGGUUGUGUCGUCCGAUACUGGAGCCGUCAGCAAUGCGUAUAUUAUAAAUCAGCCAGUAGCUGGCAUGGUGCAAGAUCAUGCAACAGAAAGUAGUGGACAGCAUUAUGAAACACUUAGUUGAAAAUAAACACUUGGUAAAUGUAAA
Rhagoletis pomonella (apple maggot) is the source of this 1181-nucleotide messenger RNA. RefSeq names its product protein suppressor of variegation 3-7-like. Gene Ontology annotation, molecular function: DNA binding. The coding region runs from base 132 to 1157 and encodes 341 amino acids. The record is from RefSeq and is a predicted model, not a curated record. Lineage: Eukaryota; Metazoa; Arthropoda; Insecta; Diptera; Tephritidae. The transcript has 3 exons.